Chlamydomonas reinhardtii is the source of this 1740-nucleotide messenger RNA. RefSeq lists its product as uncharacterized. The record is from RefSeq and is a predicted model, not a curated record. The transcript is spliced from 10 exons. The coding region runs from base 32 to 1258 and encodes 408 amino acids. NCBI's taxonomy places the organism in Eukaryota, Viridiplantae, Chlorophyta, Chlorophyceae, Chlamydomonadales, Chlamydomonadaceae.
CAAAAUAGCAGCCUCACACAGCCUCAUAACAAUGGUCGCGUUCUCCGGCAAAGGCCGCCCCUUGCGGCGCACCCCGCUCUCCCGGAUGGCUGUGUCGGCAGUUCCGGCCGCCGCGCUGCUGCUGGUGGCGCUGCUGGCUGCCUGCCGCCCCGCCGCCGUGCGUGGCAGUGACCUGCGCCUGCGCGGCGGCAGCUCGCUGGUCAGCCAGCCGGCCACGUGUGUGCCGGGCCCGGCGGAGGCGGCGGCGCAGGCGGCGGCGCUGUUCGCGGCGGCCCUGAACGGCACAGGCGAGAGCGAGCGGGCCGAGUACGUGCAGGCCUAUCUGUGCCCUGAUGGCGUGUCGCUGUGCAACCCCCUGUCCGUUCUGGAGGGCUUUGCCACCAUUGAGGCCAACAACUCGCACCUGCUGGUCUCACCCGGGGGCGGCGGUGGCGAGGGUGGCGGCGGCAGCGAGUAUGACGGCGGCAACUCCACUGCUGGCACGGGCGCUGCCGGCAGCACUACUGGCAGCACGCCUGGCGCCCUCACUCUGCAGUCCAUGGACCUCACCCUGGUGCAGAACAACACGCUCCACUUCAUGGGUCCGGGCAAUGUGACUCUGGACCGGUCCACCAUGUCACUGGGCUCCUACAACUGGCUGUACCUGACCAACAGCAGCUCCCUGACCCUCAACGGCUCCCGCCUCAACUUCUCGUCCUACUUCGCGCUUGCGGCCCAGGACUCCUCGCUGACCCUGUCCGACUCCAUUGCCGAGUUCUCCGACACGCCCGUGUUCACAAACAACUCCAUCAUCAGCCUCAGCAACAGUACCUGGUAUGCGCACUCCACUGGCGCUCCCGCCCCCCCGCUGUACGAGGGCAAGGUGGCGCCCGUGACCUGGCUCAACAACACCGACCUGGCAGCCACAGGCAGCCUGCUGGUGUUCACCAACGUGCCGCUGGUGCUGCUGACGCAAGGCAGCCUGCUGCUGGUCAACUCCUCGCUGCAGCUGGUCAACAGCAGCAUGGAGCUGUGGGGCAGCCCCCUGGGACUGCUCAACAGCCGCAUACAGCUGGACGAGGCCUCCAGCUUCGGGCUGUUCUGCAAUUCCACAGUGGUGGGCGAGGGCGUGGUGGCGGCGGCAUCGUACGGCAGCGGCGGCGGCAACACCACCGCCAGCGGUGCGCCACCCACCGCCCCCGCCCCCGGCAGCCAGCUGGGUGUCAGUGACUCGGCGCUGGCCGCCCAGGACUACACCGACAUCUACCUCACACCCUGAGAGCGGAGGACAGGAAUUGGGUGGGGCGGCCCAGCAGCAGAAGCAGCAGCAGCAGCAGCCCGAAACACAAAGUGAUAGAUGCACUUGCGCGGUUGUCAUGUGCAGCAUGUGCAGCAUGGCGGUGCGGUUGCUUGGUUGUGUGUGCCCAUGACUCAUGAGCAUGUGGGUGGGGGGCCGUAACGCGCGAGUGGCCACAGACUCCACAGGAGGUGUAUGCUCAAGUAGGGUGGUUGUGACUAGCGCAUGAAGAUGCAGCUGCAUGCUAUGGGCGUGUUGUGUUGAACCACUGAUGAUUAUGAUUUCGGUCUGGCGCAUCGCUUGCCCACCUUCCGGAUACCAAGUUGAUCUUCGGCCUGCAUGCAAAGCAUUGUGCCCUGUGGCACCGGCAAAACAGUCUGCUGUAGUGGUGCACAACGGAAACGGUGGAUGGGCCUCCUACAUCCGCCUGUAAGGCAGAGCUGAACCUGUAAGGCAGAGCUGAA